Panicum virgatum (switchgrass) is the source of this 1856-nucleotide messenger RNA. RefSeq lists its product as uncharacterized. Lineage: Eukaryota; Viridiplantae; Streptophyta; Magnoliopsida; Poales; Poaceae. The coding region runs from base 416 to 1252 and encodes 278 amino acids. The record is from RefSeq and is a predicted model, not a curated record. The transcript has 6 exons.
UACCUUGCUCCACAGGUCACAGCUAUGGCACGGUCGGAGAAGCCCCAGCAAACCUCGGCGCCCUCGCCGUCGGCGAACCGGGGCUCCCGCACUAGCGAGCCGCCCGAGCGGGGCCCCGCGCGGGGAGGCGAUUGCGUGAACGCCGACAAGGCAGCGCCUGCGCACCGCUCGAGCGUAGCGCCGUGCGUCACCUGCGGCCUCUGCGGCGGCAUCCUCCGCGAUGCCACCACCGUCUCCGAGUGCCUCCACUCCUUCUGCAGGAAAUGCAUAUGUCAGAAGUUUGAGGAUGAGGAUAUCAAAUGGUGCCCUAAAUGCUACACUGAUUUGGGGUGUGCUCCACUGGAGAAGCUCAGAGCUGAUCAUAGCCUGCAAUACAUAAGCUCAAUGAUGUUUCUUACUAAGAAGCGCAAGGUUGAUGAAAUCUCUCCCCUGCAUCCAGCAUUGGUCUGGAACUGGUGGGGAGGAUUAUGCAACCAAGGCAACCAGGAAAACAGGUGCCUCUUUGAUGGAUAAGCCCAUGAACUCUGAAACUGGAACUCACGAGAAACUUGGGACAGAACACCCAUCCACAAAUGCAAGAAUAUUUACAGCUAUGGCUUCCAUUCCUUCAAGCAAGGCACAUGAACAGGAGGUUGAGAUCGAAGUGGUCAAAGAAACUUCAACUUCUCAAGGACUUGCCCAUGAUUUGUCUAUGCCAAUGGAAGCGCUUGCACUUGAUCAGACUGACCCCAGACAAAGCCAGGCGGCACUUGUGACCCCAGUACCGGAUCAGGUUACAACGAAUAUACCAACAAAGUCUACAUCUUCAGUGCCUCCUGCAACCACUUUAGUAGCUACAAGUGACAUUUCCCAUAUCCAGACUCAGUUACAGUACGACAAGAACUUGAGGACUGAACUCUAUAACAUCUGUAAUCAACAUUCAGAAAGUCUAUUUCAGCGUAUCGAGGCUUACAUAAGCCAAAGUCAGGUUUAUAAAGAUGUUUCCAGAUUAAAGGAAGAGUUGAGAUACGCAAUAUCAGAUAAAAUUGAAGAUUUUGGAAAGGUCAGAAUUCUGGAAGAGAGACUUAAAGAGCAGACUGACAAACUGCAGAGUGAAUCCAAGCGGUCUCAAGAGAUUAUGGCUUCUCAGAGAGAACUACUCCGAGAACAUGAAGCCCUGAAAUCUGAAAUGGCCAAAAAGGAUGAGGACUUGACGAAUCUGAAGCAUGGUAGUACUAUGGUCGACGUGCCAGCAAUGGGAUCAAGCCAAUAGACGCAGAGCUGGACUGAUGAAAGGCUUUUCGAAGUCCCGCUGCUGGAAGUCGAACAAAUGGCGCACAUGACAGAGCGCUGGCGAAUACAUGAAGGCAUGUCUGCCUAUUCCUUGUGAUUGAUACUCGUGUAGUUUGCUAGACUGUCUCCCUGAUUCUCUUUCUCCUUCUGCUGCGAGUAGAAACUGGUGGAGCGCUCCAAGAAGUCCAAGCUGUUAUAUAAAAGUGGGGCCAUCAUGCGCGCGGAGGCCCCUGGAAAGGACCUCGAGGCGCAAAAAUCCAUGAACAACAAGCUACAGCAGCGCCUGGAAUCAUCCACAGCCGAGCUGCGCAGUCGCAUCUUGGACAUAGAGCAGAAGAGGGACCAGCUGUCCAAUAGGAAUAAGACCUUGUCCGUCGUCGAAGAGGGUGAAUAGACAUUUCUUUAAAUUACACAACUUAAAAUAGUUGUUAGCCAACGGACUGGUCAGACCGGUCUAAUACUUAAUAUGAACUAAUUUUGACAUAACCGGUCAGACUGGUUGGGGUGAUCGGUUACACACAGAACCUGCACAAACAGAGUUAAUUCUUCCUUCUCGAGUUUGAACGUAAACAAAGAUUGGUGUA